This is a messenger RNA of Schistocerca cancellata (South American locust), 1237 nucleotides long. RefSeq lists its product as uncharacterized. The coding region runs from base 54 to 941 and encodes 295 amino acids. Gene Ontology annotation, molecular function: cysteine-type endopeptidase inhibitor activity. The transcript is spliced from 8 exons. Lineage: Eukaryota; Metazoa; Arthropoda; Insecta; Orthoptera; Acrididae. The record is from RefSeq and is a predicted model, not a curated record.
ACAGCAGAAGGAGACUGUGGAGUUGCGCUGCUGCCGCUGUCAAUCUUCCGACCAUGAAACUAGUUUACUUCCUGGUGUUAUACUGUUCAUGCAUUUCGGUAAAUGCACACCCCCCAUGGGUCUGUAAUGAGACAGAACUUGCUGCUAGUGGAGGUCCCACAGAAGAUCAUAGCACUUAUCCUACUAAUAUUGUUGGAGUUUCUACAAAAGCUAAUGUCAGUGAUCCAAUCAUCAAGAAUAUAUCAGCUUUUGCACUGCCUACAAUUGAUAGCAGAUUAGAUGGAACUUUCAAGAUAGCUCGAAUUGUCAGUGCAGAAUUUCGGAGUGCUGCAGGUACUCUUUAUUACCUCCAGCUAGAAGUUUGUACCACCAACUCCAACAGGGGAGAAGAUGAUGCCAGUUCUGAGUGCAUUCAAACAGGAGAAGCGAACAAGCAUCUGUGUGACGUAUUGGUGUGGGAUAGACCAUGGCGGCCUGAACGUGAAGUUACAGCACUAGAUUGCACUGCAAUAAAUGCAAGGCGGAAAAGAGAGGUGUUCGCCGAAACCUUGUACCAUCUGCAGAUUGAAGUCGGUGACAGCACCUGUGACAAAAGAAGCAACAAAGUUGAUUCAGAGUGCACUCUGAGGGAAGGAUCGAGUAACCAAGUCUGCACUGUAAAUGUAUGGGACAGGCUAUGGCUAAAUAAGCGAGAGGUUACACAAGUAGACUGCUCUGCAAAGUCAGCGAGAAGGAGACAAACAAUUCCAGGGGGCCUUGCAGAUGCAGACGUGAGUGAAGAAGGUGUAAGGAAAGCUGCAGAAUUUGCCCUCACUGAAAUUGACAAGAGAUCAAACUCAGCCUACAAGCAGACACUAGUUCAGAUUCUGAAUGCCCAGAAGCAGGAUGCUGCUGAAGUCAGAUCAAUUUCCUUCAAAGCUGCUGAUCUUGAAGAACAUUGAUUUUGAUAACUUCCAGAAUGGACAUCAUAUAUUCAUAUUUCACAUGAAAACAGAUGAAAUGUUUAAAUCAGGGUCCAUUCCUAAAGUUGAUGAAACGCAGGUAUAAACAAAUGGCAUGAUGUGGCCAAUCUGCAGUUAAGUCUAAAGUACAAAAAAAUCCAUGUACUGUGAAGAAGGAUGGAUUAAUUUAUAAAAAAAUUAAAAGCAUUUUGUAAAUAUUUUUUUAUAUAUUAUAAAAAAUUUAAAUAAAUUAAUGUAAAAGAUGGAAAAAAAUAAUAAAGGAAGAAUUAAAUUAA